Oreochromis aureus is the source of this 3132-nucleotide messenger RNA. RefSeq names its product interferon-induced very large GTPase 1 (gene gvin1l2). The transcript is spliced from 2 exons. The coding region runs from base 54 to 2627 and encodes 857 amino acids. Lineage: Eukaryota; Metazoa; Chordata; Actinopteri; Cichliformes; Cichlidae. The record is from RefSeq and is a predicted model, not a curated record.
UCUGCUCAGUCUCACUGGACAGUAAAAGAAAUAUACUGAUCGAUGACAAUGAAAUGGCUACCUUGGCAACAGGAUUGAGUGACUUUUUAAUGCACAGCAUGUCUUCUGAUUCUGGUUCUGAUUUUGAAACAAACCUCAGUGUCAAAGUCAAUGCUCUCCUGCGAAUCAAAGAAUAUAGCUCCAUGCCCUUUUGCCAAUUCUUUGUCCAGAACGAAAACGUAAAUAGCAAAUUACAAGCAUCACAAUUAAGGUACGUUUCUCAGGUGCUUUUGCAAACUAGCAAAAUUGAAAAAGAUGGAAAGACCACAAACUGCACAGUCUCUGUCAAAGGACCAUGGAACAAAAUGUCCCUCUCUGAACCAGUUGAUACAGAUUAUAGUGGGGAUGUUUUAAAGUUUAAAGAAAUCCUUUUUGAAGCAUUGAAGAGGAGUGCUGCUAAGGCAGAAGCCCCAGUUUUGCCUGAAUUUAUGAGGCGUUUGUGUUCUGUUUGGGAUGCGAUCAAAGAGGAAUCAUUCUCCAUUGGUCUCCAAAACACUGACAUAGCUUUGGCAUUUUCUUUGUUGUGCACAGAAUUUUCCUACUGGGAAAACAAUUUACUGGAUAACAUGCAAAGUUGGCUAAUGGGUGCAACAAAAAAAAUCUUUACCACAAAGGGAGAAGCUUUGGAUGCAUCUAUUCAAAAUGACCUUCUCAGUGAAUUACAGAAGGAAGCCAGUGAGGAAGUCAAAGCAGAGGUGAACAAACUCACGUCAAUAGCAGAGAUAUAUGUGAUGAAAGAGGAAACUCUGAAAAUGAGAUCUGACAAAUUCAUGCCAAUCCUAAAGAGCAAUAUUGACAACCUACAGGACAGAGUAACUGAAGAGAUAACGGAAAGGUUGGAGGCAGUCUAUGAGAGCCAUUACUCUUCAACACAGCUUAAAAAGUUUGAAGCAUUACUAGAAACAGAGCAAGAAUCCAAGGUAGAUGCACUAGUAGAAAAAAGCAAGACAACAAAAAUUCUUCUGCAAGAUGCAGAGAUAGAGGACGAAUUUGAGGCUCUCUGGAGUAAGAUAUUGUCCAACUUUGAAUUCAGGCCUUCAGAAACAGAAGAUAUUACUCCAAGAGUAGAAGAUAUUCUGAGACAGAAUCUAAUCAGCCGUGGCCUCCAGAAACACAUGAAAAAGCUUGAAAUGAUUGGCCAGAACCAGAACUCCGACUUCCAAGUUUGUGAUGAGCAUUUUGGAUACCGCAGCAGAUUAAAGCAAAUGUUUGAAGACAACAACAAACAACACAAGGUAGAAGCUCAGCAGGUAGCAAACAAUAUCGUUGAGGAAUGCAAACAGUAUAUAGCAGAUAAGUGUAACAAACCAGCAGGUUUCUCUGACAGUUACAUUACAGAGCUGUUACGAAAUAUUGAAAAAUCUUUAAAUGAAAAAUCAGUGGCAACUAGAUCAGCUUUUGAAGUGGAUCUGAAAGUGUAUCUCUGUAAUGCUUCUCGCCAAGACUUUCAAAACCUGCAUAAUCGCUAUGCCAAAGACGCACAACUCUUGACAUGUAUCACUGAAAGAAAAAGUAUGUACUCGGCAAAGUUUAUCUACAACUUCAGGAAAAGAGACCAGUGUCAAAGGGUGGCCCAAGCAUUCAUCUCCAUGGUCAUCAAACCCACAGUCUUGGAUUACAUCAACAGACCCCUGGGGAUAUCUAUUGUAGAGGAGAUCCAAGGGAAAGCUCAGCAGUAUCACUCCUCACAGGCUUUCCACCAAAGCUUGCUGGAAGAGAUGAUUAAAGAAGAUCGGUUCGAAGUCUUUCUGGAAUAUCUGCUCUUCUAUGACAACUUCAGACUGAGGAAGAUCCAGGAAACAGUGACAGCUCACCUCACUGAAUCAACCAACCUGGGACAAUGGAGGCAUCAGAGACUCUGCGAAGUUGUAGGAAAAAUUGAAGAAGCAGUGAACGAAUCCACAGAAGGUAUCAGUGGAGUCCUGAAUGAUACAAAGCCACUGCUGGAGAGAGUGUGUCUCACUUUAGAGAAAGGUGAUGUUAAUGUGAUCAGGACCUGUCUGACUGGACCCCUGUUUAGCAUCACUGUAGAAUGGAACCGUUUUGCUAAAUGUUUACUGGAGUCAGUGGCUGCAAUGCAGAUGGACCUGGAUCAAGAGUUCUCCAAAAAUGUGGAUGUCACCCAACUUCUUAACUGCCUUACAGUUAAGCCCCAAGACUACCUCUUCAAAAAGGUGAAAGGCUGUGACAAGCAAUGUCCUCUCUGCAGAGCCCCGUGUGAGGAGGAGGAUAUGGGGCAUGAGGUUCACAAGGCCUUGCUCCAUCGACCUAAAGGCAUGCUGCCUUAUGCCUCUAGUUCUGUAUCCUGCAUCAGUUGCCCUGAAAGCAUGAGCGAGGACACACAUGAUACAUCCACAACAAGCAAUGUUCUCCAUUCACUCUACCCAGACUGGAGCUUCUCUCCUGACAACACAAACAGCACAAAGGCCAGUGAUUACUGGAGGUAUGUGCUGGUGAAGUUCAAUGAGAGGUUUGCACAGGAGUUUAAGCGGGAGCCGACAAAGAUUCCUGAGGAAUGGAGGAGAAUCACUCAGGAGCAGGCUUUAAACAGUCUGAAGGAGGUGUUCCUCACCAGAACAAGUGUUUAAAAUACUGCAUUUAAUUCAGCAAAGAAAGAGCAUUUGUUCAUAUGUGAAAAAGCAUAAUUCAACCAUGGAAUUUAGAUGUUGGGUUUUAAGGUUUCCAACCUGAUUUGAAAUAGAUGCAGAAGAAGGACUGCUCUGUGCUGAAUGUUAUUUAUUGUUUGUAACAGGUUCAACUCAUUAUUACUUUAAAAAGAAAAUACACUUUGAAAUAUACAUAUAAUAUUGUAACAACAUUUCUGUACAAACAUUAUAACAACAGGAAAACUUUUAAUUUUUUCAUUAUGUUGAAAAGGAAGCACAUUAUGAAUGUACUUUUAUAACAUAUAAAAUUAUCAACAUAAAUCAAAUAUAUUUUCCCUUAUUACUUUUUCUUAUCCUACGUUUUACAGUUUACAAAUAACAUGCAGAUAUGUCAAUUAUGAUGUCACUCCACAGUGAAGCAUAACUGACAAGAGUCUAAGAGAAUUUGUGAAAUGUCAUGUAAAAAUAAACCAAAAAUAAAAAAAGA